Messenger RNA from Anopheles darlingi, 1669 nucleotides. Its product is annotated as endochitinase-like. Bases 360 to 1586 code for a protein of 408 amino acids. The transcript is spliced from 3 exons. Gene Ontology annotation, cellular component: extracellular region. Lineage: Eukaryota; Metazoa; Arthropoda; Insecta; Diptera; Culicidae. Gene Ontology annotation, molecular function: chitin binding; chitinase activity. The record is from RefSeq and is a predicted model, not a curated record. Gene Ontology annotation, biological process: chitin catabolic process; carbohydrate metabolic process.
CGCCCGUAAAAUACCAAAAGCGUCACCGAGCACAAACUCCCAAAUCCCAUACUGGUGUGCGUACUCGGGGAAUUCCCUGUUCGAUGCUUUUUUUUAAACACUCCCAUGCUUGCUAACGCGCUAAACAUUACAAACUUGUUCUCGCAUAGCGAUGAAACGUGUGGCCAUGUAGUUGUCGGAACGUUAGUUAUCUCGUCUUCGAGCCAGUUGUGGUAGUAUGCAAAACAGUGAUGCGUUUAUUUUGUUUGCGACGACCGAGCCUAUCAGCAUCAAAUCAUCUCUUGUGCACUUGGGUCUUCCGAAACGAGCAGAGUGUUGUGGAGUGGAGCUGUUCGUCAUAAGUGGAUUGUGUAGUAAAAAUGAUAGCUAAAACAGUAGCAGUGUCACUGGCAAUUCUGUUUGUUGCUAUCAUCCACGAUGCCGCUACCUCACCCCGACUGGUAUGUUACUACACCAACUGGAGCCAUGGUCGUCCAAAGGAAUACUCCUACCAAAUAGAAGACAUACCGGGUAAUCUCUGUACCCACGUAGCCUACACCUUUGUCGGUGUUGAGGAGGACACAUCGGAGCUGGUGUCCCUAAAACCGGACUUCGAUCACGUUCAAAAUGGGUUUGGACGAUUUAGGGACCUUAAGCUGCGCUUUCCCAACCUGAAGCUGAUCGUUUCUGUAGGCGGAUGGACGCAUGGUGGUGGUGCUUUCAGCAAAAUGGUUUCGACGAGGAACAGCCGCGCAAAGUUUGUCGCGAGCGUGGUGGAGUUCAUGGAAAAGUACAACCUGGAUGGUCUCGAAAUCGUGUGGCUCUGGCCAGGUGCACCCGAGCGCGACGGAAAGAAGCAGGACAGGGACAAUUUCUACUAUUUGGUGGAUGACUUGAAGCACGGUUUUCAGCGGGCCGGAAAGCCGUGGGAGGUAUUGGUGCAGGUUCCGGUAGAUCGCGCUCGGCUCAUCACAGGAUAUCAUCAAGAUUCGCUUUGCCAAGUUGCCGACUAUCUUCACCUGGCUGGAUAUGACCUACGGGGACCGUGGACCGGUUUUGCGGAUGUGCAUAGCAUGCUAAAGCGGCGGCCUCACGAUCUGGACUAUUUUUACACAUUCAACAUUGAAGAUGGCGUCGACACGUGGUUGAGCCACGGAUGUAGGGCCAAUCAGAUUGUGAUCGGUCUUCCUGUCUAUGGUCGCAGCUAUACAUUGAGCAGCGCGACUGAAACCAGUCCCGGAUCCAGUGCUAGCGGUCCCGGCCCAAAAGGACCAUUCACCAACGAUCCAGGGCUUCUGGGAUAUUUUGAGAUAUGCGAGAAGCUUAAAGAUGGUAACUGGACGAUGGGAUGGGAUUCGGUGGCUCAAUGUCCUUACACCCAUCGCGGCGAUGAGUGGAUUGGGUACGAAAAUGAGCGCUCACUCGAGGAGAAAUCCAAAUGGGUGACCGAAAAAGGAUUGGCAGGUAUCUAUGCCUACACCCUGGAUUUGGAUGAUUACCGAGGUAAAUGUGGUGAACCGUACCCACUAGUAAGAAAACUUUACAAAUUUAUUGAAAACUACCCAAAGACAGAUGAAGACUUCGAUUUUGCUAUAUUCCGUUUGUGACGUAGGGAGCACAUAUUAGUUUAAUGCAUAAUCUGAAAUAUAAGUCCAUUUUGACGCAUUUGGUAUCAUAAAUCGAUGGCUUU